Messenger RNA from Postia placenta MAD-698-R-SB12, 1813 nucleotides. RefSeq lists its product as hypothetical. Gene Ontology annotation, molecular function: ATP binding; ATP hydrolysis activity; ATP-dependent protein folding chaperone. Gene Ontology annotation, cellular component: chaperonin-containing T-complex. The coding region runs from base 32 to 1693 and encodes 553 amino acids. Gene Ontology annotation, biological process: protein folding. The record is from RefSeq and is a predicted model, not a curated record. The transcript is spliced from 8 exons. Lineage: Eukaryota; Fungi; Basidiomycota; Agaricomycetes; Polyporales; Adustoporiaceae.
UUAGACUUUUACUCUCCGGUCCAUUCUCAAUAUGUUUCAGCGUGAUCCUCGCGCAGGCGCGUUCCUCGGUGGCGACAGAAUAUCGGGGCAGGACGUUCGCGAUCAGAAUGUACUCGCUGCACAAACGAUCGCGAAUGUUGUCAAAAGUUCUUUGGGGCCAAUGGGCCUAGACAAAAUGCUAGUCGACAACAUCGGAGAAGUCACGAUCUCCAACGACGGCGCUACCAUUCUCUCUCUCCUUGCAGUCGAACAUCCAGCAGGGCGUGUAUUUGUGGACCUUGCACAAAAACAGGACAAGGAGGUUGGCGAUGGCACCACCUCCGUCGUCCUCAUCGCCGCGGAGCUCCUCCGCCGCGCAAAUGAGCUCGUGAAGCAGAAAAUCCACCCUACGACGAUCAUUACGGGGUACAGGUUGGCGUGCAGGGAGGCAUGCAAAUUCAUGCAAGAUCAAUUAAGCGUGAAGGUGGACGCGUUGGGCAGGGAGGCACUCAUUAACGCGGCCAAGACGAGUAUGUCGAGCAAGAUCAUCGGAGGAGACGACGAUCUUUUCGCGCCUAUGGCCGUCGAUGCUAUGUUGGCAGUGAGGACCAUUAACACCCGGGGAGACAUCAAGUACCCCGUCAAGGCGGUCAAUGUGCUGAAGGCACACGGCCGCAGUGCGCGGGAAUCCAUCUUUGUGAAAGGGUAUGCGCUGAAUUGCACGGUGGCUAGCCAAGCUAUGAAGACUCGCAUUACCAACGCAAAAAUUGCGUGCUUGGAUAUCAACUUGCAGAAGGCCCGAAUGCAGCUUGGCAUACAGAUUCUCGUAGACGACCCAGACCAGCUGGAGGAUAUUCGCAAACGGGAAGCCGAGAUCACAUUGGAGCGGAUCCGCAAAAUCCUGGCCGCGGGUGCAAAUGUCGUGCUUACUACCAAGGGCAUUGACGAUCUCUGCCUGAAGGAGUUCGUUGAGGCCGGUGCUAUGGCCGUUCGACGGUGCAGAAAGGAAGAUCUCCGGCGCAUAGCGAAGGCGACUGGCGGUACUCUUGUUUCCAGCCUUGCUAAUCUUGAGGGAGAAGAGUCUUUCGAGCCCAGCUAUCUCGGCACCGCCGAUGAAGUCGUACAGGAGCGAAUCUCGGACGACGAGUUGAUCUUGGUCAAGGGCACGAAGGUCGUCAGCUCGUCAUCGAUCAUUUUGCGAGGCGCGAACGACUACAUGCUGGACGAAAUGGAGAGGGCUCUCCACGAUACGCUAUCCAUUAUUAAGCGGACCCUCGAGAGCGGCGCAGUCGUCCCCGGUGGUGGAGCCGUUGAGACGGCACUUUCCAUUUAUUUGGAGAAUUUCGCGACGACACUGGGCUCAAGAGAACAAUUGGCAAUUGCGGAGUUUGCAAGCGCUCUCCUUGUGAUUCCCAAGACGCUCGCAGUCAAUGCGGCGAAGGACUCGACCGAGCUGGUCGCGAAGCUGCGCGCGUAUCAUAACGCCGCACAGAAUGCACCCGCAGGGGAUCCCAAGAAGGCCCUCCUGCGCUUUGGACUCGACUUGCUCAAUGGCGAAGUACGGGACAAUGUCACAGCCGGGAUCCUGGAGCCCACAGUGAGCAAAGUCCGCAGCCUGAAAUCGGCGUUCGAGGCGGCUGUGUCCCUUUUGCGGAUAGAUGAUGCGAUACAGUGUGUGCCAGAACAAAAGGGUGAAGACCCUCAUGGCCAUUGAUAAUUGUGUGUAUCCGUGAUGACUGCAGGGGGUGGAGCAAUGGUAGUGAUACUUAGCGUCUGCUACAGAUAAUGUACAACACUUGCGAAUGUCUCUAAUGAGAUACUGCUCUUCGAACUC